Euleptes europaea (tarantolino) is the source of this 1203-nucleotide messenger RNA. It is a transcript of the gene NR2F6, whose product is annotated as nuclear receptor subfamily 2 group F member 6. Gene Ontology annotation, biological process: cell differentiation; negative regulation of transcription by RNA polymerase II; anatomical structure development. The coding region runs from base 23 to 1189 and encodes 388 amino acids. Gene Ontology annotation, molecular function: RNA polymerase II cis-regulatory region sequence-specific DNA binding; zinc ion binding; nuclear receptor activity. The record is from RefSeq and is a predicted model, not a curated record. The transcript is spliced from 4 exons. Lineage: Eukaryota; Metazoa; Chordata; Lepidosauria; Squamata; Sphaerodactylidae.
CCCCGGUCGCGCCCAAGGCGAUAUGGCCAUGGUGACCGGGGGCUGGGGAGACCCCAACGGAGACGCCAACGGGGUGGAGAAGGGCUACCCCCGGACUUCGGAGGACGACUCGGCCUCCCCCCAGGGGGGCACCAGCGACCAGGAGCCCGGCGACGAGGACAAGGCCGGCAUCCAAGUGGACUGCGUGGUCUGCGGGGACAAGUCCAGCGGGAAGCACUACGGGGUCUUCACCUGCGAGGGGUGCAAGAGCUUCUUCAAGAGGAGCAUCCGCAGGAACCUGAGCUACACUUGCAGGUCGAGCCGGGACUGCCAAAUCGACCAGCACCAUCGCAACCAAUGCCAAUACUGCCGCCUGAAGAAGUGUUUCCGUGUCGGCAUGAGGAAAGAAGCUGUCCAAAGAGGCCGAAUCCCUCCCACCCACUCCAGCGUCAGCCCAAACGCCAUGCCCAGCGGGGAAUACUAUAACGGACAGCCCGUUUCGGAACUGAUCUCCCAGCUGCUGAGGGCCGAGCCGUACCCCACUGCCCGCUUCAGCUCCCAGUACGCCCAGCAAGGCAGCGUCAUGGGCAUUGACAACAUUUGCGAGCUGGCCGCCCGGCUCCUUUUCAGCACGGUGGAGUGGGCCCGGAACAUCCCCUUCUUCCCCGACCUGCCCGUCUCGGACCAGGUGGCCCUGCUGCGCCUGAGCUGGAGCGAGCUCUUUGUCCUGAACGCGGCCCAGUCGGCGCUGCCCCUGCACAUGGCCCCACUGUUGGCGGCAGCCGGCUUCCAUGCCUCCCCGAUGUCGGCCGACCGAGUGGUGUCCUUCAUGGACCAGAUCCGCAUCUUCCAGGACCAGGUGGAGAAGCUCAAUCGGUUGCAGGUGGACUCGGCCGAAUACAGCUGCCUGAAAGCCAUAGCGCUCUUCACGCCAGACGCCUGCGGCCUCUCGGACCCGGCCCACGUGGAGAGCCUGCAGGAGAAAGCCCAGGUGGCCCUGACGGAGUACGUCCGCUCGCAGUACCCCUCGCAGCCCCAGCGCUUCGGCAGACUCCUGCUGCGCCUCCCCGCCCUCCGGGCCGUCCCGGCCUCCCUCAUCUCUCAGCUCUUCUUCAUGAGACUGGUGGGCAAGACGCCGAUCGAAACGCUAAUCAGAGACAUGCUCCUCUCCGGGAGCUCCUUUAACUGGCCUUACGGGACGGGGCAGUGAGGAUGAGCCGGGGG